Molecule: messenger RNA, 2436 nt
Organism: Rhopilema esculentum
Lineage: Eukaryota; Metazoa; Cnidaria; Scyphozoa; Rhizostomeae; Rhizostomatidae
Product: kynurenine 3-monooxygenase
Biological process (GO): quinolinate biosynthetic process; L-tryptophan catabolic process
Cellular component (GO): mitochondrial outer membrane
Molecular function (GO): FAD binding; kynurenine 3-monooxygenase activity
Source: RefSeq, a predicted model, not a curated record
CACUGGAAAAUGCCCUAGGGACUGGGCGGAACGAGGGUGUGUAUUGAUAUUAAAACGAGACAAAGCACGCAUGUGGCUCAUGGCUGAUACGUUUCUUGUCAUUUUUGAUUUGGAAAAUAAUCCACUGCUGGGCUGAAAAUUAAAUCUAUCUAUAUUUAAAGAUGGAAAACGAGAAUAAAGGAACAGUAAUCAUUGCAGGCGCUGGCUUGGUUGGAUCACUUGAUGCACUUUAUUUUGCCCAGUAUGGAUUUGAUGUUCAUGUUUAUGAAAGCAGACCAGACCCACGAAAGGAAGAGAUUGUUGCUGGACGUAGCAUUAACCUAGCCCUAUCCAAGAGAGGCAUCGAAGCACUGAAAAAAGUUGGUGUUGAUGUUGCGGUAACUUCCAAAGGAAUUCCAAUGUAUGCAAGAAUGAUUCAUUCUCAUUCUGGAGAGAAAACGCCUAUCCCAUAUGGUAAAAAGACCCAGCAUAUUUUGUCAGUUGACAGAAGAAAGUUGAACGAAUUACUGAUAGAUGAAGCUGAAAAUAACCCAAACGUCCACUAUCACUUCGAGCAUAAAAUCAUUGCAGCGGAUUUGGAGUCGUCCACAUUAACAUUUUCAGAUGUGAAUGCACAGAAAAAACAGCAAACUGGAAACCUUAUUAUUGGAUGUGAUGGUGCAUUCUCGACAAUUCGCAAAACCUUGAUGCGAAAUACAAGAAUGGACUUUAGCCAAACGUAUAUCCCGCAUGGCUAUAAGGAAAUCCAGAUGCUGCCCAAUAAAAACGGCGAAUACGUGAUGGAACCUGGCUACCUACACAUUUGGCCUCGAAAUACAUUCAUGAUGAUCGCUUUACCAAACCAAGACAAAACAUUUACUUGCACGCUCUUCAUGCCCUAUGAAAUAUUUGAUGGAAUAAAAACUGCGGAUGACGUUCUUGCAUUCUUCGAAAGAGAAUUUCCCGAUGCAAUUCCGCUAAUCGGAAGAGAGAAGCUUGCUGAAGAUUAUUUAAAGAAUCCAGUUGGUGAUCUCAUAUCAGUCAAGUGCAAACCAUACCACUUCAAAGACAAACUGGUCAUCAAGGGAGACGCAGCUCAUGCAAUGGUACCAUUUUAUGGACAAGGGAUGAACUCUGGAUUCGAGGACUGCUUGGUUUUUAGCAAUAUUUUCGAAGAUAGUAACUUCGAUAUUGGUAAAACCCUUGAAAAGUAUUCAAUUACAAGGAAUCCAGAUGCAGAGGCCAUUUGCGACUUGGCGAUGUACAAUUAUAUCGAGAUGAGAGAGCACGUUAAUUCGAAACUCUUCAUUCUGAGGAAGUACUUGGACAAUUUCCUUUAUUAUCUUUUCCCAAGUCGAUGGAUCCCGCUCUACACAAUGGUGACAUUUUCAACUAUUCCUUACCACGAAGUCAUCGAAAGACGCAAAAAACAAGACAAGGUCCUAUCUAAGGCAAUUUUGUCACUUUUAACGUUUGGUGGACUCGGUGUUCUUUCAAUUGCCUAUUUCAAACCUCGGUUGACGUCAUUCAAUUUCCAGCUGCCCAGUAUUAAUUUGCCUAAAAUGAGUUUGUUUGUAAGCAACUAGAAAACAAUAACAAAUAUCGUAUGAAUGAGUACUUUCUAGCGUAUGUAGACAAGCUUGCAAGGUAGGUAGGGGACUGAUUUGGUUAGUAUGUAGGUAGGUAAGUCGUUAGGUAGAAAGAAGGAGAGUGUUACUUGGCUAGUAUUGCUAUUGGCAUUGGAGGCUUUUCAUAGAAAAUUUUAUAUUUAUUUGGAUAUUUAUUUGGAUAUACUUUUUAACAUUCCAGGUAGCUAUUUUAAUAUGUUGCCUGGUUCUCAGUUCUUGAAUGGAGUUUGCUUCAAUGUCAUUGUUAUCAUAAAAUGAUGAAUUUAUACAGUAGGCAUAUUAACGGUUUAUUGCCCGUCUUUUGUUCUGUCUGCCCGCAGUUUACUCUGUCUGCCCGCAGUUUACUCUGUCUGCCCGCAGUUUACUCUGUCUGCCCGCAGUUUACUCUGUCUGUCCCCAUUAUAUAAUGCCUACCCACAGUUUACUCUGUCUGCCCGCAGUUUACUCUGUCUGCCCGCAGUUUACUCUGUCUGCCCGCAGUUUACUCUGUCUGCCCGCAGUUUACUCUGUCUGUCUCCAUUAUAAAAUGCCUACCCGCAUUUUACUAUAUCUGGAUGCAGUUUUGCAGGUCUGUAAAUAAUAACUGAAGCAGAGGUUACCCGAAAAAUUUGACUGAAUUGCAGCAAGCUUGGUAAUUUUCUUGAUGAUAUAUAGUUUGGCGUUGAAAAGCAAAUAAUAUUGCUUGUUGAAUAAAAUAUAUUUAUAGCUUUAAAAGCCUAAUUUAAAGAACAUGCGGACAUUUUCAUAAUGUAUGUCUCAGUUUAAUCUUGAUAUUUUUACCAUAGAUGUAUGUUAGGCCUUCUGCUAGCAUGAGUAUGUUUUGCGGUGA